Messenger RNA from Penicillium bovifimosum, 1470 nucleotides. Its product is annotated as putative MFS sugar transporter. Gene Ontology annotation, biological process: transmembrane transport; carbohydrate transport. NCBI's taxonomy places the organism in Eukaryota, Fungi, Ascomycota, Eurotiomycetes, Eurotiales, Aspergillaceae. Gene Ontology annotation, molecular function: carbohydrate:proton symporter activity. Bases 1 to 1470 code for a protein of 489 amino acids. Gene Ontology annotation, cellular component: membrane. The record is from RefSeq and is a predicted model, not a curated record. The transcript has 2 exons.
AUGGGUCUAAUCCCACUAUAUCUCAAAAAUCCACCCAACUAUGUGCUGGCAUGCAUUCUAUGUUCCGCAAGUGGAAUUCUCUUCGGAAUGGAUACAGGCAUCAUUGGCCCUGUUACCGACAUGAAGUAUUUCAAGGCAUCCUUCGGGGGUAGCCAGAACUCGACUAUCCAUGGCCUCAUCGUCUCGUGUAUCUUGAUCCCGGCAGCGCUCUCCUCCUUCUUCGCCGGCUAUGUCGCCGAUCGACUUGGACGACCAAAGGGAAUCUGCAUCGGUGUUUUCAUCUUCGGAGUCGGAGCUGCGAUAGAAGCAGGCGCGGUUGCCCUAUCUAUGUUUAUCGUUGGUCGUGUGGUAGAAGGCCUCGGAGAAGGACUGUUCCUUGGAAAUCUUGUGGUCCUGAUCUGUGAGAUCUCACCCACCAGUACUAGAGGAGCCCUGACGACCGGGCCUCAGCUGGCCACGACCCUCGGAUUGGUCAUGGGGUACUUCAUCAGCUAUGGGACAUCACGCUUGCAGUCCUCGCUCUCAUGGCGGAUGCCGUUCAUCCUUCUCUCUGCCUUCUCCAUGAUCAUAUGUGGGCUUUCGCUUUAUUUUUUGCCCGAGUCGCCGCAGUGGCUCGGACUCCAUGGUCGAUAUGCUAUGGCCGAAGAGGCGUGGGACAAACUCGGUGUCAAUCGUGCGGAGCGUGAAAAGGUUACGCUUCAAGUGCGGGCACAGGAAGUUGAACCUGAUAUUCAGCGAGCCAAAGAAAAAACCAUCGAAAAGCUUCUUGCCAUCUUCUCCAAGGAUGUUUUAGGCCGCACUAUCCUCGCAGUCUUUCUCAUGGGCAUGCAGCAGAUGAGUGGCAUUGAUGGUGUUCUAUAUUACGCGCCGCAGUUGUUCCAAAAGGCCGGCCUUGCGUCGUCGGAGGCCAGUUUUCUGGCCUCUGGUGUUUCAGCGCUUGUGAUCUUCGCUGUCACCAUUCCUGGGCUAAUAUACGCCGACACAUGGGGUCGCCGAAACAGUAUCAUAUAUGGCGGAGUGGUGAUGGGAGUCUUGAUGUUCUUGAUGGGUGGCCUGUAUGCUGGAAAUGCCGUCCAUCCAUCCGCCGGCCCCGGUCGUUGGGUUGUGAUUGUCUGCAUCUACUUCUUUGCAGCUCUUUACUCUGUGACCUGGGGUAUAUCCAUCAAAGUCUAUAGCGCCGAGAUUCAGCCCCAGCGAACACGAGCAUCAGCUACCACGUUAGCACAUUCGAGCAAUUGGGUCUGCAACUUCUUGGUGGCCCUAACGACACCAGUCAUCCUUGCGAAGAGCAGCUUCGGGGCUUAUUUCCUGUUUGGUGGAUGCUGUGUUGUCACUGCGAUUGUUGGCAUCUUCUUCAUGCAUGAAACACAAGGUCGAAACUUUGGGGAGAUUGAUGAAGCUUUCAGAGGCAAAUCACCGGGUUCAAACCACAGUUUGAACAGUUUUCGCCAGCAUUUGAGUCUCGCUUGA